UUAGUUGCUAUUACAAUUGCAAAAAGUAUUCAAGAACUGGCGUAAACACGAUGAAAAUGUAAAUCAUAAUUUGCUUGGAGUUGCUGCAAUUCCCUUUUGGAGUACCGCGCAUGCGCAGUGGUCCCCUGUACCUUAUAAAUUUUUAAUGGCAAUGGCUGCGUUUCUCAUCUAAACAUCUCAUGCGAAACAACAAACCUAUAAAUACGACAUUUCUUUGCACCUCUGACAAAAGGCGUUAUCGAUUUAGUAAUAGUAAUCGAUCGAUUGUGAUCUACGAAAAAUGGAUCGGCUGUAGAAUUUGAAGAUAGAAGAUCUGUCAUUUUUAACCCUUUGCAUUCCAUGAUCCACAAACAAUCGAGCAGAAGAUGAUACGUCAGGUGACCAACAACAAUGACUAUUGCAUGAGUGGCAGGCCGUCAUGCCUGGCAGAGGAUGGCCGACACCCCACCAGUCACUUUGACCUAUGCACUGCCCAGUCCAACAAGUUCUACCAAGCUCCCCCGCCCCCUCCCUUGCAAAUGACCUUGCCCCCUCUGCCCCUGCCACCCCAGAACAACCUGAAACCCAUGCCUUGUCAGAGGCAGAAUGGCCUCAGUGAACCUCACCCCCAGGCUGUUGGAAUUACGAACAAUGAAAAGCCAGAGGACUCCAAGAAAAAGAAAAACCCGGGGAGGUCUGGAAGGAGAGGAAGACCUUCGGGGACCACUAAAUCGGCAGGUUACAGGACCAGCACAGGGAGGCCUCUAGGAACCACCAAGGCUGCCGGGUUCAAGACCAGCCCAGGGAGGCCCCUGGGAACGACCAAGGCAGCGGGAUAUAAGGUCAGCCCUGGUAGGCCCCCUGGCAGUAUCAAGACCCUGUCUCGCCUCAACAAACUAGGCUAUGGUACAUGUAGCGCCGCAGCAUUCCCCUACACUAUGAUGAACAAAGGCAGCCUCUGCGAACCCUCGUGCAAGGAAAAGGAGACCAACGAGUAAAGUCCUACUUUUCUCAUGGCUUGUUGGAGAAAUAAAAGGCUGCAUGUCCUAAGUGCUGUCAAAUAGAGGGGUUGUUUGUACCGUUUCCCUGGUUGAGUGUACAGAUGUACUAUUACUGGCAUGUGCCUCUUCAGUGUGCAUGCUUCUAUCCAAACCGGAUUUCUUUGUAAUAUAGAGUAUAGCUUAUACACUACACUGAGUGGACAAAACAUAAGGAACACCUUCCUAAUAUUGAGUCCCCCCCCCUUUGCCCUCAAUUCAUCAGUGCAUGGACUCUACAAGGUGUCGAAAGCGUGGCCCAUGUUGACUCCAAUGCUUCCCACAGUUGUGUCAAGUUGGCUGGAUGUCCUUUGGGUGGUGGACCAUUCUUGAUACACACAGGAAACUGUUGAAUGUGGAAAAACAUAGCAGCUUUGCAGUUCUUGAUUACAAACCGGUGUGCCUGGCACCUACUACCAUACCCCGUUCAAAGGCACUUUGUCUUGGCCUUUCACCCUCUGAAUGGCACGCACACAUACACAAUCCAUGUCUCAAUUGUCUUUAAAAGUCUUUAAAGGACUUUAAAAUCCUUCUUUCAACUGUCUCCUCCCAUUCAUCUACACUGAUUUCAAGUGGAUUUAACAAGUGACACCAAUAAGGGAUCAUAGCUUUCACCUGGUCAGUCUAGGUAAUGGAAAGAGCAAGUGUUCUUAAUGUCUUUUAAUUUUUUUAUUCUCAGUGUAUGUGAUAUAGGUAUAGCAUAUACAUUAUGUGAUGAAGAAAUGUGGGUGUACAAUACACUAGAGUAGUUAUUGUUUGACAUGAGAAAGUAAACACAUUCUUUUCCACUGAACUUCCUCCACAGAACUGUAAUUCACCUAAAAGGAUUCCUGUUAAUCCAAUCUCUAUGGUUUGCAGUGUCUUUUCUCAAUUAACUAAUACAGUAUGAAUUUUAUGCUGAUGUUAACAGUAAAAAAAAAUAAAAAACAGAACUAUCCCUUAAUUGGGAUGUUACGAGUCUACACAAAUUAAUUUGAAUUUGAACAUGGGGAAUUUGAACAUUGUUGAUACAAAUCACAGCAGAUGGUCAGUCUUUGUUGUUACUGUCAGAAUGGCUACGUAUUGAGGCUGUCCUACUAUGAAAUCUCUGUAGAUAGUUUUAUACUGUGAAAUGGCUAUUGUUUUUAAAUCAACAGAUCCUGAAGGUGCUAUGUAUCUCAGAAUGUAUUGACAUGGUUUCUAUUACGGCUGCAGAGCAAACUAUUGUUUCAUAUGAACCACUCUAUUAAUAGGUCUUACACGUGACUAACAUGGCCUGGGGGUGUGUUCAGCAGGACGUUGUGCAACGUUCAGAUAGAAAAACAGCAUGUAGAACAAACACGCCUCUCUGACACGUAGAAUAAGGCAUUGUGUCAGCUCUUGUUUCUAUCUGCUAGGUUCCAGAACGUUUUAUUUCUAUCUGCUAGGUUCCAGAACGUUUUAUUUCGAUCUGCUAGGUUCCAGAACAUUUUAUUUCGAUCUGCUAGGUUCCAGAACGUUUUAUUUCUAUCUGCUAGGUCCCAGAACGUUUUAUUUCUAUCUGCUAGGUUCCAGAACGUUUUGACUACUGAAUGUGACCUGUUGCUGGUGUCACAGUGGUGUCUGUAUGUGUUGGUCCAGUACUACACCAAAUAUACCAGCACAAUUCCUCACAGGAAGAGAUCCUCCAGUCCGUUUCAUUGGGUUCCCUUCGUACUGAAACACAACAUUUUACACCAUUUUAAUUAUUAUUUUCCUUAUAAUUUGAAUAUCAGACAAUCAGCAACUAGUGUCUCCAUAGGUGGGUGCGGAGUGUUGUUUACCUGUUAAAUUGGAAUUAUUGAUCGUUUUUGAUAGCUAUGAUGAAUACACAUCAAUAUAGUACAUGUCACUGUAAUCCCAAUUACAUAUUUACAUUACCAUGCAUUUAAAAUAAUAGAGGCAUACUUGCUUCGUAAGUUGUUUUUUUUGUGCUGUGAUUUCUGAGGGGAACCCAUGGGAUGUUUUGGAGAAUCAAGGUAUUUUUGAGUAGGGGAUAUUUUUGGGAGGGGGGGGGACUUCUUAUGGGAAUGGCUGGGUUAUUGUGUUUGGUAAAUACCUGCAACAUUUCCUCUAACUUGGUCUUUUUCCCCUGUUUUACCUCAGAGUAAAGGAUGGUGUCAGCUGUCCUGUGUGGUCAAUUGUCAGUGCAAUGUUUUGUGUUAUGAUUUAUUCUCUAUCACCAUCUUGAAGAAGAAGAAUAAUAACGUGUAUAGUGCUUUUCAAUACAAGAAACACAUUGCUUCACAUUAUAAAAUAAUACUAUUCUUUCGAUUCAAAUACGAUCAUGUUUAUUAUUGAAUUGUGUAGAGAACUCGAGGCCUUCUCAUUGAAGACCCACACAAUAAUUUAUGCUUUGUCCAUUGGAGAGAUUAGUUGCAUUUGGAUGUAAAAUAAAUUAUUCAUUUUUUAUUGAAUAAUGAUGACAUAGGGUUCAAAUCAAUCUACAGUGUUGUAUCAUCUUAACCAAAGAAUCAGAUGUUUUCUCUCUUCCAGUUUGAGAUGUUUAAGUAAAUACAUGCUAGAGUAGCCCAUAACAACUAAUCAGAUAUUUUGAACAAAUAUAAAAAUGAAUCAUCUUAACAUAUAACAUUCUGUAACUUGUAUUUGGGAGAGAAAGAAAAAAAAAACAUGUAUUUAAAUCUGCUAUAUCUACUACAGGUAUAAUCAAUACAAUUGCUACUCAAUUUCGGUUUGAAGUUGUAUACAGUAUGUACCCUUGCGCAUCAAAGUUAUAUGCAUUAUAGUUUUUGAACACAGAAACAAUAGUUGCGUAUCUUGUCAAAAAGCGAAGAGCUUUUCAUUUUGCAUUGCAAUACAUUCAAAAGCCUUUUACGUAGUGCUUAUGUAGCAAUGUUUUAUAUGACAUAUUACAUCCACUGUUUAUUGCCAUACAGUAUUCACAAUAUUAUAAUGUUCUACUGUGUCAUUACAUGUAUUGUAACAUGCCAUUCUCUUUACUGCGAUGGGUUAGGUAUUGACAUUAUAAAAACUAAUGUUUGGAAAGAAAUAUAAAUAUAUUAGUUCAAGUUUAACAUGUUAUUUUAUGGUAUAACGGGGGGGGGGGGGGGGGGGGAUUGUACAUUCUGCUUUGGUGUUUUGUGAAUAUUCUUGUUAUUCAUACAUAGGUUACACCCAUGUCUACAUAAGUGCUGGUUACAUAAGAGUAUACUUGAUUUCUAUACCAGAGUCCUCUAUUUGAGAUACUUGCUUCAUCACUCUGCUUGAAAUAUGUUUGUGAAACACAAAGCAUUUUAUCCACGUGGGUAUUCAUUUUAUUGCAUUCUGUCUGCAUCAAAUGUAAUAAUGCAUUUAUAACAUUGAGUUAGUUGCACUUCAGUUAGAGGACAUUUUGAACAUUUAUCCUGUCAACCAUUAAUCUUGUAUAUUUAUCUGAACCUUUAUCUUGUAUCAUUAGAGGCAAUCAUUUACUUGUAAUUACUUAGGCCUAUCACUGCAUCCAAUCAGUCAAAAAUAUGAAACUGAAAAAAAAACAUGAAUGGCUGGGAAGAUUUGUUUAACCCAUUUUGGAAAUUGAUGAUCAUUAUUAAUCAUUUCUAUGUCAAACUGUUUACAUGGGGUUAUCUUUUACUGUCCCCCCCCCGCCACAGUUUCUGCUAGAUACCCGUGGCUCUGUUGCAAUAUCUUCUAGCAACUUAUUGCGACGACAAACUUCCUUCUCAGAACGUUUUAUUUCCUUCUCAGAACGUUUUAUUUCCUUCUCAGAACGUUUUAUUUCCUUCUCAGAACAUUUUAUUUCCUUCUCAGAACGUUUUAUUUCCUUCUCCAGAACAUUUUAUUUCCUUCUCAGAACGUUUUAUUUCCUUCUCAGAACGUUUUAUUUCCUUCUCAGAACAUGUUAUUUCCUUCUCAGAACAUUUUAUUUCCUUCUCAGAACGUUUUAUUUCCUUCUCAGAACAUUCAAGUAUUUAUUUCAAUGGAAUUGUAAGGCCCAUGCUACGAACACGUUGUAAUCACUAUGAUAGGAAUUUGUAUUAAUUGUUUUACUAUCCCUGCAUGAUUGUUGAGUGUUGAAAGUUGUGUAAUAAACUAAUUAUAAAUAUA
Messenger RNA from Oncorhynchus nerka (sockeye salmon), 5078 nucleotides. Its product is annotated as UPF0461 protein C5orf24 homolog. The transcript is spliced from 2 exons. The coding region runs from base 366 to 977 and encodes 203 amino acids. The record is from RefSeq and is a predicted model, not a curated record. Lineage: Eukaryota; Metazoa; Chordata; Actinopteri; Salmoniformes; Salmonidae.